AUGGGCACUUCCAGCAGUGACACGGGCCUCAUCACCUACCCGGCCAUUGUCAACAUCGCCACCCUCAUCAUCUUCUUCGUCUACCUCGUCGUCUCCAUAUGGCUCAUCUUCCGCCAGGGCCUCGGCCGCAGCUCGCCCUGGAUCUGGCUCACGCUCCUCUCCGUCUGCCGCCUCACCCAGGUCUCGCUCGAUUUGGCCGCCACCACCAUGUACCCCAUAGGCCAGUCGUCCAACACGAGCCUCGAGAGCGGCGUCGCCAUUCUGACCACCAUGGGCCUGACGCCGCUCUUCAUGUCCACCAGCAGCCUGCUCAACACGACCACCCGCCCCAAGGGACGCCGCAUGCAGUGGAUUCUGCUCGUCUUGCACAUUCCCCUCAUUAUUUCCUUCAUUCUCAUUGUCGCCGGCGGCAUCGAUCCCGAUUCGCGAGACGGACCCACUUUUGCGGCCACGGAAUCGACCAAGGCGGGAGUUUUGCUCUACGUCGUGUGUUUCGUCGUGCUCGUCUGGUCGACCAUUGUCAUCUCAGCCCGUCUCUAUCUUGCUGACCGGGAUGAGGUCCGCAUCCUUACCACGGUUGUGCUGAGUCUGCCUUUUUUCGUCGUCGACGUUGUUUACAUGAUGUGUUUCGCCUUUGAGCGCUGGGAGAGUAAUGAUUUCGACGGCUGGCAACACAUGCGCUUCAACGUGAUUAGCGGUAGUGUCACGAUCCAACUCUGCAUGCAAGUAAUUAUGGAAUGGAUCAUCGUCGCUUUGUACUUGGCCUUGGGCUUGGAGCUGCCCAGCAAAGCGGCUAGAUUGCGACGGCAGAUUGAAGACCAAAUGGAUCAAGCUAGGAAUCUUGAUGUGGAUGCGCUCCAAGAGACGGUAUUGUGGAGGCUGCACGAUUUCGUAUCCCGUAUGGUUGCUGCCAUGAUUAUGCCGGCCUUGCAAUUCGCUCACUGGAUGCUCGGCAAAAUACUAAGAUCAGGCCAGAACAACAACUGA
Exserohilum turcica Et28A is the source of this 987-nucleotide messenger RNA. RefSeq lists its product as uncharacterized. The transcript is spliced from 2 exons. Lineage: Eukaryota; Fungi; Ascomycota; Dothideomycetes; Pleosporales; Pleosporaceae. Bases 1 to 987 code for a protein of 328 amino acids. The record is from RefSeq and is a predicted model, not a curated record.